UGAUGACAGAAGUGUAGUUUCAGUAAACGUGAUUUCAAAUUUUAUGAUAAAAACAACAAAAAUAUCAAGGGCACCUUAGUUAACAUCAAUAACAUCUCGUAUUAAACCAAGAUGGAAGUAACCGACGAGAAUCUGGCUACCUUAGCAAACUACUUGCAUCAAACUCUGAAUCCUGAUCCUAACGUGCGGCGACCCGCGGAGAAGUUUUUGGAGAGUGUGGAAGUGAACCAGAACUAUGCCAUCCUGCUGUUACAUCUGGUGGACAAGGAGACAGUGGACAGCACCAUCCGGGUUGCCGCUGCCAUCGCCUUCAAGAACUACAUCAAGAGGAACUGGCCUGUGGAAGAAGACAGCACUGACAAGAUCCACGCUUCAGACCGAGCCACAAUCAAGACCCUCAUUGUCUCCCUCAUGCUGAAGUCCCCGGAAUCGAUACAGCGGCAGUUCAGCGAUGCCGUCUCCAUCAUUGGCAAGUGCGACUUCCCGGAGAAGUGGCCAGGGCUCAUUCCGGAGAUGGUUGAGAAGUUUGCGACAGGCGACUUCCACGUGAUAAAUGGCAUUCUUCGCACGGCGCACUCUCUGUUCCGUCGUUACAGGAUCGAGUUCAAGUCGCAGAAACUGUGGGAGGAAAUCAAACAUGUGUUGGACAACUUUGCUAAACCGCUCACUGACUUGUUCGUUGCAACCAUAGACCUAACAACAAAGCACGCAGACAACCAACAAGCCCUCCGAGUAAUCUACGGCUCCCUAGUGCUCAUCUGCAAGGUCUUCUAUUCCCUCAACUACCAAGACCUGCCAGAGUUCUUUGAAGACAACAUGCCUAUCUGGAUGCCGAACCUGCUGAACCUGCUGCAAGUCAAAGUGUCGUGUUUGGAAGAUGAUGGUGACGAAGACCGGCCAGGUGUGAUGCAAGAUCUUCGUUGCGAAGUAUGCGAGUGUGCGGCCUUGUAUGCUCUGAAAUACGAAGAAGAAUUUGCACCGCACGCUCCUGGUUUUGUCACGGCGGUGUGGCAUGUGCUACUGGCUACAGGACCUCAGGCCAAAUAUGACGCACUGGUAUCAAACGCCCUCACAUUCCUGGCCAAGAUAGCAGAGAAGAACAGCUACAAGAGUCUCUUCGAAGACCCGGCGACCCUCAGCAGCAUCUGCGAGAAAGUGGUCAUCCCUAACAUGGAGUUCAGAGAAUCCGAUAUGGAGCUCUUCGAAGACAACCCAGAAGAAUAUGUACGGAGAGAUAUAGAAGGUUCAGACGUGGACACUAGACGUAGAGCCGCCUGCGACCUAGUACGAACACUAGCUCAGCAUUAUGAAGAGAAGAUGAUGAACAUUUUUGGCCAAUAUGUGCAGCUAAUGUUAGCGAAGUACGGGUCGCAAGGAGCCUCCGCCUGGCGCGGGAAGGACGCCGCCAUGUACCUGGUGACGUCACUGGCGUCGCGGGGCUCCACGCAGGCCAGCGGCGUCACGCGCGCCUCGCCGCUCGUCGACCUGCUGCACUUCGCCACCGAGCACGCCGCGCCCGAGCUGGCUAGGCCCGAUGUAAACGAGCUGCCGGUGCUAAAAGCGGAUGCCAUCAAAUACCUGAUGACGUUCAGGUCUCUCCUGCCGAAGGAACUGCUGGUCAAUGCCUUCCCUCUGCUGAUUGAACACAUAAAAGCACGCGGCGUCGUCUGCACAUACUCCGCCUGCUGUAUAGAGAAGCUCAUCGGAGGUGGAAUGAUCACCAAACCGUCGUUAGAACCACACGCUGCUGCGUUACUUACGACGCUAUUCGCAGCGUUAGGCGACCAUGCUUCACCUGAGCAACAUAAUGAAUAUGUCAUGAAAGCGAUCCUCCGUACACUAUCGUGCCUGCAAGAGUCCGCGCUACCUUUCCUCGGCACAGCGCUGCCCAAACUCGCCCUAAUGUUGUCCGUGGUCGCCAAGAACCCUUGCAAGCCGCACUUCAACCACUAUCUCUUCGAGACACUCUCCUUGGCAGUUGCACUGGUGACCAAGUCAAAUCCUAACGCCAUCACCGCUUUCGAAGACGCUCUGUUCCCGAUCUUCCAAGAAAUCCUGCAAAAUGACGUACAAGAAUUCAUGCCGUACGUGUUCCAAAUGCUGUCCCUCCUGCUGGAGCUGCGCGGCGCCGCGCCGGCGGGCUCGGGCUCGGGGGCGGGCUCGGGCUCGGGCUCGGGCUCGGGCUCGGGCUCGGGCUCGGGCUCGGGCUCGGGCGCCGGGGACGCGUACGGCGCGCUGCUGCCGUGCCUCGUGGCGCCGCCGCUGUGGGAGCGCGCCGCCAACGUGCGCCCGCUCGUCAGGCUGCUCUGUGCGUUCGUCACUGCGAGAGGCGAACUCAUAUUACGAGAGGGGAAACUUAAUGCCAUGCUGGGUGUGUUCCAGAAGUUAAUAGCGUCGAAAACGAACGACCACGAAGGCUUCUAUUUAAUACAGACCAUGCUGUUCAAAUUCGGAGAAUCCACAAUGCAGCCAUACACGAAGCAGAUCAUGACACUCCUCUUCCAGCGUCUAUCGUCAUCCAAGACCACUAAAUACGUUCGUGGGCUCAUAGCUUUCCUUGGCUUUUACGCGGCGCAUUUCGGUGCCGACAAACUUAUAGAUCUCGUGGAUUCUGUUCAAAAUGGCAUGUUCGCGAUGUACAUGGAGCGUGUACUUAUCCCUGACCUACAAAAGGUGGACGGCGUACUAGAACGCAAGGCGGCCGCCGUCGGUUGCGUCAAACUUCUCACCGAAGCUAACCAUAUGAGGCAAGGACCCCUCGCACCGUUGUGGCCACCGCUCAUGCAGGCGCUGAUCUCCCUAUUCGAGUUACCAACGGACUCCACGUCACUACCCGACGACCACUUUGUAGAGGUGGACGACACGCCCGGCUACCAGGCGCAAUACUCGCAGCUGACCUGCGCUAAGGGCGCCAACAGCGAUCCCCUAUCAGUGAUCACGGACCCCUUGCGCUACCUGGCUCUCGGCCUCGGCGCCCUGUCGCGCGCGGCGCCCGGCCUGCUGCCGCCGCGCGUGGCCGCGCUGCCGGAGCCGCACAAGAACGCGCUCCACGGCUACCUGCAGCGGUACAACGUACAGAUAUGCUAGAUGCAUUUCUAAUUGUACACGUAACAUUCAGUUUCAUUUUUAUGAUCUUCAAAAAAAUGUGACGGUUUCCAGAUUGCUAAACUUCAAUACCUAAUUUGUCUUCACGCUAUUUGGCAAUGAUACAGCGUAGCUAAGCUAUAGGCGUUCGAUUCGUAGCUGGCCCCGAAGGGUCCUUUGUCUAUUGUUAAGUAAAACCGCACGUGCUACUUUCCUGCAAUAAAAAAGCUUGGGUCGUUUUAUUCGGUUAUUAAAUUACGACUCUAUGGUAAUUGGAAUAAGAUUCAAAAUGAAUUAAUGGAAUAAUAUUUUGCGAGGCUGUGUGUGGUCCCUCUACGGUUACCGAGUGCCGGCGAGUUGAACGCUACAGAACCAGUCUAAAAUGUGUCAUCGAGAUGCGUAACUGAACAAAGGUGCGUUAUCGGAGAGCGCACUUACAUUGGUUAUUUGAGCGUUGGAUUAACUAUCCCGCGUGCAGGUGCCAAUUAGAAUUAGUCAUACUUGUUAUGAACAAAAUGCUGCACUUCAUGAUAAAAGCAAGCCGCUUUGCACAGUGAUAGUAGGGACCAAACUGAGCGAUUUGACCCGCAGCAGCGGCAGUUUCACCCCUUAGGAACAGAGAUGGCGCCACUUCUUUAAAAAAUAUUUCAAAAAAUUCUACAAGCUAAACCAAUGAACCGAUUUAAAUGUUUAAUAUCUCAAAUGAAAGCGCAUUAUAUACAUUACUUUCAAAAAAAUACUCAAAAAUUAUAUACUCAAUACUUUUGAUAAAAACGGGAAUUUUAAGUUUGUUUUUUUACUCGAUUGAUAGUUUUUACUUGAUUUCUCAAAAAAAUUGUAUGGAAUAUGAAUAGUUUAAUGCAUGUAUAUAUUACUGAAUAAAUAACAAGUAUUAUAAAAAAAACCCGACACCGAUAUCUCUCAUACUUCUCGAAAUAUGAAAGUUUGAAUGUGAGUGUAAAUUUUUUCAAGAUAUAUUCCAAAUUAUUCUACAAGCUAAACUAUUCGACCGAUUUUAAUGUUUAAUAUCUCAAAUAAAAGCUCAUUAUAUAUACUACUUAUAAAAAAAUAUUCAAAAAACAUAUACUGAAUACUUUUGGCAAAAAACGGCAUCUUAAGUUUUUUUUCUUGCUCGAUUGAUAGUUUUUACUUGAUUUCAUAAAAAAAAAUUAUGGAACAUGAAUAGUUUAAUAAAUAUAUAUAUAGUACUGAGUAUAUAAAAGUAUUACAAAAAAACCCGACACCCAUACCUUUCAUUCUUCACGAAAAAUUUAAGUUCAAUUAUGCACAUUCUUACAAAUAAAUUCUUUAAAAGAAAUCUUCAACCGCAGUAAGUGCACUGAUUUUAAUAUAAAAUGUGUCAUAUGAAAAGAAAUCACCCAAUUUAUUUUAAUGAAUAAAAAAAUAAUAAAUAAAAACUGAAUAAAGUUUUUUCCUGGUGCUGAAUUACAAAAAAAUAUAACAAAUCUAAAAUUAGGAAUUAUUUUUAUUUAAAGUGACUACAUUUGUAAACAAAAAACUUAAAUGUCCUCUUCGGGUUCACCGCUAGAUGUAGAACUGAAAAAAAAAUCGUUUUGAGAAGUACUCGUACCAUUUCAAUACUACAAAAUCACCGAUCAUACAUGAACUGGUUGCUGUAGAUUACUGUUGGAAAAUUUUUGUGCCUGUAGAUUUACUGUUGAAUUAUUUUUGUGCCUAGUUGAUUACCAUUAAACCUAUAAUUUUGUGCCAGACCUAUAAUCAGUGGUCAGCAUGCAAAAUAACUCUGGAUUGAAAAUUACAUUAACUUACUUUUGAUUUGUACAGCCACCUUUGCAUGAUUUACACUGGGCUGUGCAUGGUAAGCUGACGCGACGACACUCACAACGCAUAGUUUCGCAGCCAGAUUUGCAGCCACAAUGGUCCAAGAGGCUUAAUUGCGACCAAAUCGCUGUAACUGCCGACCAUUCCGGAGUCCAACUCUCUUUCUUCAGUCCAUCCCCAAGAAGAUGGACAUGCUAUGGAAACUUCUGGUUUCAUAGCGUUUCCCCAUAUAUGGCCCGCUUGGUAAGCGGCUCGAAGUGCAUGUUUAUAGAGAGCAGCUGAUGUAGGUGGCAGGCUUGACACAAGCUUGUUUUUGAAGCAAACAAAUAUUUGUGAACUUCAUUUACGUUUAUGUGUUCCGUUUGGCGAAACAAUAACACAAAUCUAGGGUUACUUUAUACUAAAAUUAAAAUAUGUAGUUACACACCUGACAACUGACAAAAUCAAAAACUUAAAAGUUGACAUACUUCUAUUUUCCCGUCUUUUUAUAGUGGCCAGAGAAAGGCAGCUUGAUCUGAACGAAUUCUUCCAGUACGAAAACCAAAUUUGUCCACCUUCGUUGUGAGUCAAUGGAGGGCUUCGUUCAGGGAACAAAUCUGAUUUGGCCGAGAAAUUAGAACCUGCCAACCCUGCCACCUACAUCAGCUGCUCUCUAUAAACAUGCACUUCGAGCAGCUUACCAAGAGGGCCAUAUAUGGGGAAACGCUCUGAAACCAGAAGUUUCCAUACCAUGUACAUCUUUUUGGGGAUGGACUGAGGAAAAAGAGAGUUGGACUCCGGAAUGGUCGGCAUUUACAGCGAUUUGGUCUCAAUUAAGCCUCUUGGACCAUUGUGGCUGCAAAUCUGGCUGCGAAACUAUGCAUUGUGGGUGUCGUCGCGUCAGCUGGCCAUGCACAGCCCAGUGUAAAUCAUGCAAAUGUGGCUGUACAAAUCAAAAGUAAGUUAAUGUAAUUUUCAAUCCAGGGUUAUUUUGCAUGCUGACCACUAAUUAUAGGUCUGGCACAAAAUUAUAGGUUUAAUGGUUAUCAACUAGGCACAAAAAUAAUUCAACAGUAAUCUACAGCAACCAGUUCAUGUAUGAUCAGUGAUUUUGUAGUAUUAGAAUGGUACGAGUACUUAACAAAACAACUUUUCUUUUUCAGUUUUACAUCUACCGGUGAACCAUAUAAUUUGACAUCACCUAAUAAUAAUUAGUUGCCCGUUUAUUUUUGUAUUUAAUACACUGACAAUUAUCUGAUUCAAUUCGGCUUAUAUGUAUAGAAACUACUAAAUUUACCAACUUUUAUAUUAUACACAUAGAUUUAAGAUUAGAUCCUAAGUAUGCAUGUAAUAUUGCUAUGCCCCCACGGGGUCCAUGUGGAACUACCAAGAAUUUGUAAUACCUAUAAAACCAUGGUUGCAAUAAAUAAAUAUGAAAUAUGAACCCGAAGAGGACAUUUAAGUUUUUUGUUUACAAAUGUAGUCACUUUAAAUAAAAAUAAUUCCUAAUUUUAGAUUUGUUAUAUUUUUUGUAAUUCACCACCAGGAAAAAACUUUAUUCAGUUUUUAUUUAUAAUUUUUUUAUUUAUUAAAAUAAAUUGGGUGAUUUCUUUUCAUAUGACACAUUUCAUAUUAAAAUCAGUGCACUUACUGCGGUAGAAGAUUUCUUUUAAAGGAUUUAUUUGUAAGAACGUGCAUAAUUGAACUUAAAUAUUUCGUGAAGAAUGAAAGGUAUGGGUGUCGGGUUUUUUUGUAAUACUUUUAUAUACUCAGUACUAUAUAUAUAUUUAUUAAACUAUUCAUGUUCCAUAAUAUUUUUUUUAAGAAAUCAAGUAAAAACUAUCAAUCGAGUAAGAAAAAAAAACUUAAGAUGCCGUUUUUUGCCAAAAGGGUUCAGUAUAUGUUUUAUGAGUAUUUUUUUAUAAGUAAUGUAUAUAAUGAGCUUUUAUUUGAGAUAUUAAACAUUGAAAUCGGUCAAAUAGUUAAGCUUGUAGAAUUUUUUGAAAUAUAUUUUGAAGAAAUUUACACUCGCAUUCAAACUUUUAUAUUUCGUGAAGUAUGAGAGGUAUCGGUGUCGGGUUUUUUUUUAUAAUACUUGUUAUUAAUUCAGUAAUAUAUACAUGCAUUAAGCUAUUCAUGUUCCAUACAUUUUUUUUGAGAAACCAAGUAAAAACUAUCAAUCGAGUAAAGAAAAAAAACUUAAGAUGCCGUUUUUUGUCGAAAGUAAUCAGUAUAUAUUUUUGAGUAUUUUUUUAAAAGUAAUGUAUAUAAUGAGCUUUCAUUUGAGAUAUUAAACAUUUAAAUCGGUUCAUUGGUUUAGCUUGUAGAAUUUUUUGAAAUAUUUUUUAAAGAAGUGGCGCCAUCUCUGUUUCUAAGGGGUGAAACUUGCGCUGCUGCGGGUCGAGUCACUCAGUUUGGUCCCUACUAGCACUGUGCAAAGCGGCUUGCUUUUAUCAUGAAGUGCAGCAUCCGGGCAAAAAAUGGCCAUAACAAGUUUGACUAAAUUGUACGACCCUUUUUUUGCAGGUAGUAUCACGUGCGGUUUUACUUAACAAUAGACAAAGGAUUAACCGUUCGGGGCCAGCUACAAAUCGAACGACUAUACCGUACCUUACAAGAAGCGUGCGAAUCUUUCCAUUGCUUCAUUUUUGUUUUACACGCCUUAGAGAGGCGCAUUGCGACAUCUAAAAAAAAUGUUAUAUCUUAACGGCACCAGAAUCCCAAGUUGUACUGAGAAUUCACCAGUAACAAUAUAUUAAACUUCAUUAAACUAAAUUUCAUCAAGCGGGUACGUCUGCGAGCGAUACUACAAUGUUUUAUAUUAUAGAAAUGAAAAGAUUCGGACGCUUUUGGUAAGCUUUGGUAACUUAGUUGGUUAGAAGCUAACCAAUCGGUGUUCCGAAAAGGCGCAAGUGCGAGUCUUGCACUAAGCGGUGAAUUUUUCCAUUUUUUUUAAAUAAAAAAGCAAGCACAUUUUCUUUACAAAUUAACCAUAAUGAUCUUAGUUUCUUUGCAAGUGCGAUAAGUAUAAUAGAAUGACAUGCGUGAUAGAAGAAUUGUGAUAUGGUAUGUAUAUGUAACAUUGUGUGUAACGCUGGGCGUUUCUUACUAUUGUAAUAACAUCUGUAACAUUUAGAAUUCAAUGUGAAUUUAUGAGUGUCUAAGGCUAUGUAAAUGUGUAGAUAAUGUAUGUGUAUGAAAGGGAGUUUGAAUGGUAUCAGAGUAUAAUUAUUAAGAUGAUAAACUUUAAAGAAAAACUCACCAAUUUUCAUUAUUUUAAAGUUAUACUUUCAACAAAUAUGAUUGCACUCUGCCCUCUGCCCAGCAGUGGAAUGUAGUGUGUGCUACAGUAAAAAAAAACAUUAAAGAAGAAAAUUUCCAUUGUUUUUUCUUUGACUACAUCAAUACAGGUCGGUCCAAAAAUACGUUGAUAAUUAAUUUUUAAGAAUAUUUUUCUCUCACAUGUCUUUUAAGUCAUCAAAAAUUAAAACUAUAGUCAUUUAACUAAAACAAAACGUAUUAUCUUCAAAAUAUUAUUUAUUAACUUUGAUACACAGAUUUAAACGUUUGUUAAAAUAAUCACUACACCUUAUCAAACAAAGUCCCCUCCGCUUCUGUCUGUUUGUGUGUAUGUAUGUUCGCAAUAAACUCAAAAACUACUGAACGGAUUUUCAUGCGGUUUUCACCUAUCAAUAGAGUGAUUCUUGAUGAAUUCUCUUGAUUCCUGCGCAGUCGGCGAUAUAUCGUAGUAAAAAAAAUAGUCAACGUAUAUUUGGUUCACCCAUAAACUCUGAUAAUAUAACACUUUUGUACUGAGAUGAAAGAUUGUUAAUAUUAGGAAUUAUGACUGAUCAUGAUGUUUUUGUUUGUGACAUGUUAUUUAAAAAUAAAACUACCCUUCUAGUUUCACUCUUCAACUGUUUAGACUUGUUACAAUAAUUGAAUUAUUUGUUUAUGUUAUUGUUAAUUUGAAUGCAUGCCAUUGAAAUAGAGGUUAUGAAUGCAUAUUUUGUACAUUUUUUUGUAAUGUAAUAUGUAUAAUAAAUGCUUUUUCAUCU
This is a messenger RNA of Cydia strobilella, 8924 nucleotides long. RefSeq names its product exportin-2 (gene Cse1). The record is from RefSeq and is a predicted model, not a curated record. Bases 112 to 3087 code for a protein of 991 amino acids. Gene Ontology annotation, cellular component: cytosol; nuclear envelope. Lineage: Eukaryota; Metazoa; Arthropoda; Insecta; Lepidoptera; Tortricidae. The transcript has 19 exons. Gene Ontology annotation, molecular function: nuclear export signal receptor activity; small GTPase binding. Gene Ontology annotation, biological process: protein import into nucleus; protein export from nucleus.